This is a messenger RNA of Neolamprologus brichardi, 1867 nucleotides long. RefSeq names its product ring finger protein 170 (gene rnf170). Gene Ontology annotation, molecular function: ubiquitin protein ligase activity. The record is from RefSeq and is a predicted model, not a curated record. Lineage: Eukaryota; Metazoa; Chordata; Actinopteri; Cichliformes; Cichlidae.
AGGAAGUCGUUGCAAACCGACACAUUAACAUCGGCAUGCCAAGCAAGAGCAACAACACGCAAGCGAUUGCUCCUGGUCUCCUAAUUUGACUGAGCCUCUAAAAUCUGUCAUAAUUGAGGGGGGGAAAUGUCUCGAUAGAGUGGAUGGAGCGGACAGGUGAAGCUUUUGGAAAGAGUUUAUCGAGUGGAGGUGGGCUUCUUAUUAUCAGAGUUGUAGGCUAUGAGUGUGGGUAAUGGAGGACGGUCAGCAUGGGGACUUGGACUACUUGAUCCAAGAUGAGGACACUCUCAUUGAAGGUGUCAGCAACCAGGUCUUAUUUGUGGUGGUGCUCAGUGUCGCCUUCCUUGCAGGCCUCCUCACUCUCCUCUGCAGGCAAGAGCAGCAAAAUAUUCAUCCUGAGAAUCAGGAGCAUGUUCGAGCCGUCCGACAACAGCUCCAGACCGAGCAGGAUGAAAAUCCCCAGGCUGAAGCCAGGCAGCAGUAUUACACAGACAUGUCGUGUCCUGUAUGUUUACAGCAGGCUGUUCUGCCUGUGGAAACCAAUUGUGGACACCUUUUCUGUGGCUCCUGUAUCAUAGCCUACUGGAGGUACGGCACCUGGCUGGGAGCUAUUAACUGCCCCAUCUGCAGACAAAUGGUAACAUUGCUCUUUCCACUAUUUCAUGAGCACGCCGGUCCUCAGAGGGUACAGGAUGGGGAAGCUGAACCUCAGCUAAUAUUAAGAGAUAUCAAUGAUUACAACCGCAGGUUUUCCGGCCAGCCGAGAUCUUUUAUGGACAGGCUGCGGGAUGUGCCCACUCUGCUUCGUCACGCCUUUAGAGAGAUGUUUACUGUGGGUGGCCUCUUCUGGAUGUUCAGGAUUCGAAUUCUUCUCUGCCUCAUUGGGGCAAUCACCUACCUGGCCUCUCCGCUCGACAUCCUCCCCGAAGCGCUCUUUGGUCUUCUGGGAUUCAUGGACGAUUUCUUUGUAAUUCUACUUCUCUUUGUGUACAUCUCUAUCAUGUACAGAGAGGUGGUUACACAGAGACUGAACGGCUAGGCCUUCUCAAAAGCCUCGGGAAGAGUGAAGUCAACAUCUGAGGACGUGCAAAAAAACGGAAUAAAUGUUCAAAGAGCAGUUAGUCGAUAAUACAGAUUUCGCUCUCUCUCGCUCUCUCUCUCAAUCUCGCUCUUUCUCUCUCUCUCUCUCUCUGAAGCCUUGGAUGUUAUUUUAUCACAGGAGAUGGGUUAGCAAAAAAAGUACUCUCAAUAUUGACUCUGUAUAUAGAAUUUACCAUUCAAGAUUCUAAGGUCAUAUGAGUCAGUACUAACAGAAGCAGAAUAUAAGGAUGCAAUGUAAAAAUCUACUUGGAGUCAGGCAAUGAGGUCAGUCAGGAAAGUCUUUCUUGCCCAUCAGUUUACAACCUUAACUAAAUAGUCAACAGUGCCAUGAACAGGCAUUUGGUUAAUGUGUAUGUCAUCAUUAUGGAGACAAUCGUGUAAAACUGUAAUGUCUUUAUUAAAUUGAUUUAAAGUCAUCAGUCUACAUUUGGGUUGUCAGUUGACAAGCAAAGGUGUGUUACAAGAACCCUGUUAAUGGGGUUAUUAGAACCUGCUUUAUUCACUUACAGUUACGCCCAUAUUUUAGUGAUCUGUAACCUGCAUAACCAUGACUUGAAACCAAUGUUUGUGUCAAAAUCACUGAAGUGUUUCACCUGGAAACGUCUAGAUUUAUUCAUCCAUUUUGACAUGCUUCGAACUUUCCUGGGCUUACGCACGUGAAAAUAUAGUGAACAACACCAACCAGUCUGGUGAUGAUUUCUCAGUUAGAGAUGACUUUGAUUUUCAAGAAAAGAAAAAACUGAUUAAAGUUCAUUUUUAAUCAUCA